AUAUAUACCCUAGCUUGAUAUAUAUACCAGACCGCAUACAAUAAGUGGCUGAGUUGCUCCUAUUCCAACUUCGCCGCACUUCUCCAAAAUAGCAAUACCCUGCUAUUUUCGUUUCCUAAAAGAAACGAGAAACGGGUUAUAAAACUAUGUUAUCCUACGAUAACCCGAUCUCGGUUAACGGAAAACACUCAUCUGCGGCAAUGGCUGUGACACUUAGUACCAUGGCGCCGAACACGAAGCCGGUCAGCACUACCGCGCUACCAGUAACGUCGAACAAUACCGUUGCGAAAGCAAGUAACCAAACCCACGGCCUGUCAGCGCCCAGACACCGUCACAUUUGGCUAGUUACUGGCCCUGCCGGCUGCGGUAAGAGCACUGUUGCCAAGCACCUGUCAACGUCUCUUAACUUGCCUUACAUCGAGGGUGACGAGUUUCACCCACCAGCAAACAUCGAAAAGAUGUCCAAUGGCAUACCGUUGACGGAUGCUGACCGAUGGGAUUGGCUCACGAUUCUACGAGAAGAAUCCCUCCGACAAUUGGCGUCUGGAGCUGAAGGAGUCGUGCUCACAUGCUCGGCCCUCAAGCGCAAGUACCGGGAUGUCAUCAGAGUAGCACCUUACUACUCGCAUGAUGUUGUCCUCCAUUUCAUUUACCUUCAUGCCCCGGAAGAUGUUCUCCUUGAGCGUGUCGGUUUAAGACAAAACCAUUACAUGGGUGCCAAUAUGGUCCAUAGCCAAUUCUCCAUUUUGGAGCCGCCAACGGAAGAAGAGAAAGACGUCAUCAGUCUUGACGUAAGUGGUUCAAUGGAGGAAGUUCUAAGGGAUGCCCUAGACAACGUACUUAAGAAAAUUGACGAAACUACAACAAAUUAACAUAACAUGGUGCGAGAUAACACAGCAUGACGACAUGAAAUGGAAUGACGACUGUGACGACGAGUGGCAGAUAUAUGGCAGAUAUUGGCGUUGCUACUUUGCGUGAGUUCAGGGGUUGGUUUCGUCACUCGUUUUGGCGCAAGAAUAGAGGCAUCUGGAUAAUGG
Messenger RNA from Hypoxylon trugodes, 1037 nucleotides. RefSeq names its product carbohydrate kinase. Gene Ontology annotation, molecular function: gluconokinase activity. NCBI's taxonomy places the organism in Eukaryota, Fungi, Ascomycota, Sordariomycetes, Xylariales, Hypoxylaceae. The transcript is spliced from 2 exons. Bases 147 to 872 code for a protein of 241 amino acids. The record is from RefSeq and is a predicted model, not a curated record. Gene Ontology annotation, cellular component: cytoplasm.